This is a messenger RNA of Nematocida ausubeli, 1269 nucleotides long. RefSeq lists its product as uncharacterized. The record is from RefSeq and is a predicted model, not a curated record. The transcript has a single exon. Gene Ontology annotation, cellular component: Swr1 complex; Ino80 complex; R2TP complex. The coding region runs from base 1 to 1269 and encodes 422 amino acids. Gene Ontology annotation, biological process: regulation of transcription by RNA polymerase II; chromatin remodeling; box C/D snoRNP assembly. NCBI's taxonomy places the organism in Eukaryota, Fungi, Microsporidia. Gene Ontology annotation, molecular function: ATP hydrolysis activity; DNA helicase activity; ATP binding.
AUGGACAAAGGACUAGCGCACAGCCACAUUACUGGUCUAGGGAUAGACAGGGCAAUGGAACCCACAGAGACAUCAGGUCUAGUGGGAAUGGAGAAACAAAGGAAAGCAGCCAGUAUAUUCACGGAUAUGAUAAUUAACAAAAAAAUAGCAGGAAAAGUACUUCUUAUAUCCGGGGAAAGUGGCAGUGGUAAGACAGCCCUAGCAGUAGGCAUAUCCAAAGAACUAGGCGUAAGAGUACCUUUUGUAAGAAUGACAGGCAGUGAAGUAUAUUCAGCCACAAUAAAAAAGACAGAAAUAUUACACCAGGCAAUAAGAAGGGCUACUAGCAUAAGAAUAAGAGAGAUAAAGAGUGUAUUUGAAGGGGAAGUGAUCGAUAUAAAAAUAGAAGAGAAGGAAGACCCAUUGAAUAAUUACAAAAAGACAAUUUCAAAUAUAUAUGUAUCACUAAGGAGUGCAAAAAGAACAGAAAGACUUACACUAAACCCUCUUCUCUCACAGGAAAUAGUAAAACAAAAAAUAACGGUAGGUGACGUAAUCUACAUUGAACCAGAAGAGAAUAUUAUAAAGAAAAUAGGAAGAAGUGACUCAUAUGCAUCUGAGUUUGACAUUGAGAGUGAUAAAUAUGUACCAAUGCCAAAGGGAGAUAUAUUCAUGAAGAAGGAAGUCCUGCAGGAAAUGACCUUGCAUGAGAUAGACCUAGCCAAUGCAAAGCCCAAAGGAGAAGACGUAUUCUCAAUUAUCACGCAGAUGCAGCACACAGGGAGGGUAGAAAUAACAAGCAGACUCAGGGCAGAUGUAGAUGCAAAGAUAAAUUAUCAGUUAAGCAUUGGGGCUGCAGAGAUAACACCUGGUGUACUAUUCAUUGAUGAGUCACAUAUGCUAGACCUACCAUGCUACUCCUUCCUAAGUACAAUCCUGGAGACAGACACCUGCCCAGUGAUUAUACUAGCUACAAAUGCAGGGAAAAUAAAAGUACCAGGUUCUGAUGAAAUUAGUCUAUUCGGAAUGCCUGCCACCUUCUUAAGCAGACUAUUUGUAGUUAAGAUGGAAAGACCACAGGAAGAGGCAGUCUGCAGGAUUAUAGACCAAAAGGUAAAAGCAGAAAAGAUAAAGAUAACAGAAUCUGCAGUGCAGCUGCUUUAUAAAGUAGCCAAUCAAAGUACACUCAGAUUUGCAUUUGGUCUGCUCCCUUUGGCUGCUGUGCUGUCUGAAGAGAUUUCAGUCGAUGCUGUCCAGGAAGUAGCAAGAAUGUUUAACCAGCCAAAUUAA